Aricia agestis (brown argus) is the source of this 1967-nucleotide messenger RNA. RefSeq names its product prolow-density lipoprotein receptor-related protein 1-like. Lineage: Eukaryota; Metazoa; Arthropoda; Insecta; Lepidoptera; Lycaenidae. The record is from RefSeq and is a predicted model, not a curated record. The coding region runs from base 318 to 1883 and encodes 521 amino acids. The transcript is spliced from 6 exons. Gene Ontology annotation, cellular component: plasma membrane. Gene Ontology annotation, molecular function: protein binding.
CAGGAGUCCAGGGCGCCUCGGCUAAGACGGAAGAGUAUUUUGUUUGUCGUAUUAAUAGUAUCAGAUGCCAGUCAGAGUCAAAGCGUACACACACUGCUAGGUAAUGUCAAUCAGUGAUUAAAAUUGCAAGCAUCUCCAUAAUCAACUAGGUGCAAAAUGCCCACAUGCAGUCCCAGUGCAUACGGACGAAGGGUGUUGUGAACAGAUGUCGGCAGUUGCAACCGUCACCGUUGGAUGAGCACGACUGGAGCUUAAUCAUCGGUAAAUAAAUAAAAUAUUUUUAUUUGAAAUUGAAGAUGAGACGAAGAUGAUACAGUAUGACAUUACCGCACAACAGUUUGAGCUUUAGCGAACCAGCAUACUGCAGCCACGACAGUUCGUCCACUUGGGAGCCGCUAUAUACCUCCCAAAUUUGGUCUGACAGUAAUUUAAGGAAAACCAUCAUCAAUGCGCCGCUGUCGGAAACUAGGGGAGUCAAAUAUUGUUACACUUGCCGGGGAAAAGUCAGAAACUACCAGCUUACCUCUCCGGACACUUUUUUCGUACCCUGCAAGCAUUCCACGCCGAAAGGUAACAAGCAGAAGGAGUCAUACCGACAGAACAGCGAUGACAGUCAUGUCUAUUCCAUAUCGAAGCCUUUCUCUUCUAAUCAAGAAAUACCUGCAACAAACUUUGACGAUAACGCUGCUAGAAUUGAAAAUUCCCAUAUUCCCACCAUCUCCGAGCAACUUGAUGGCAAUUUUCGUACCAAGUACGUGAACGCUGAAUACAGUCGGUCCCCGUGUGGAGGCAGACGACUGAGAAAAAGUCUGAAAGGACUGCGAUGUAUCGUAAACUUUGCCUUGACGGAUAGUCCGAAGAAGAAGCGGACUCAGAUUCAGGCGUGCUCAAUAAGUCUUAUGAUUGUAGCUAUCGUAGUGAUAAGCUUAAUUCUAGUUAAUUUUACUUCUCCAAAUUUAUUGAACGCUAAUAGUACUAGUACAAAUGUAGUGCCAACUAAUAUAAUGUUCAACGAGACGACGUCGGCUAUAGUCAGCGACGGACCGGCGACGUCGCCGGCGGUAGAAGCCAGCACGAGUGCGGCCGUCACCGAACAAACUUUACUGAUCUCUACCUCAAAUUAUUCUAAAACAAAUACCGUCAUAACGAAGCUACGCGAAAACAUUAGAACUUACCGGAAAAACUUGAGUAAGGAGGAGGUAAAGAAAUCGAAUAUCAACAAUAGAGACUUGAGUCAAAAAUUUUGCUCGUGCCAAACUAAUGAGAUUUGUAUGCUGAAUGAAACUAGCGGGACUUCGUAUUGUAGAGUUGCGGCGGACAUGGAUGAUCCCACAGGCUGUGGAGGUUUAUGUGCCUUAGAGACUGAAGCAUGUCAUCUGGUAGAUAGGAGCCAUGGUGCCCGAGUGUGUCGGCAAAUCAACCCGGUGACUUGUUCGCCGAAACACUGGCGGUGCAAGAAUGGUCUGUGUGUGCCUCUGGAGGCCCGGUGCGACGGCUACGUGCAGUGCUACGACAGAUCUGAUGAAAUUAACUGUGAAUGUGAUCUCAAAACACAUUUUCGGUGCAGCCAGCUAAUGUCUUGUUUUCCAAAUAGAAAAUUAUGCGACGGAUAUGUAGACUGUUGGGAUGGCUACGACGAACUCAACUGCACAGCUGAAUGCCCCGAGCACCAGUUCACAUGUAACGACGGUCAAUGUAUACCGUCGGUUCGGUUCUGUGAUGGGGUGCCGGACUGCGACGACCAAAGCGACGAGCCCAGCGGUUGCGCCGCGUGCGGAACCCACGAGAUACGCUGCAAGAACAAUCGGUGCAUCCCGUCCUCUGCCAGAUGUGAUGGUAGAAACGAUUGUGGUGAUAACACGGACGAAUUAAAUUGUUCUUGAUCAAAUUAGCAGAAAUCACUUACUGCCCACAUAAUUAUUAUCCUCUCAUCUCAACGUAUUUUCCUAUCUUAAAAAGAUGAUAUA